AUGCUUGCGAUCCGCCGACUGCUAACUGUUGAAACGCCAGCAGUAUGUUCCCGAGUUACAUUUCACAAUCGCAGCUCAGUACCUCGGGUAGUUGACGAUCGCGAGAAAGCCCGUGCUUUGCCCGACGAUGCCGGCUAUGUCUACCGCUAUCAUCGUCCUGGAGUCGAUCCGCUUCCACGAAUCCCUGGCUGUCGUGUCCCCGUCGCGCGACCUUCAUACCACAUUCGCGAUGCUUGGCGUGAAUCACAAGCGCGAUUCGGCCAAAAUGACUAUAUCGAUCUGCUCGGCGAUGGGCAACUGCAUCCAGCCAUGCUACAGUACCAUACUCCAAAAUGGCUGAGAGGAUUCCCUGGGCAGCAUAGAGCAAAUGAACUGGUGAAAUUAAUUCACUAUCGGAAUCUGUACUCGGAAAAAUUGAAACAAAAUUCACCGAGAAGAUGGCAUGAACUCUAUAUGGCAAAAGCAAUGCUUUAA
This is a messenger RNA of Strongylus vulgaris, 474 nucleotides long. NCBI's taxonomy places the organism in Eukaryota, Metazoa, Nematoda, Chromadorea, Rhabditida, Strongylidae. The record is from the annotation of a GenBank genome assembly.